AUGAGUUUGAAGAUUUCCAACGAUGUUGAGGACGGAGAUUCUUGUGAGCAGUCACUUGAAUAUACAUUUGAGUCUUCGGCGUUCUCAGAUUCCAACAGCGAUGACGAUCAACACAUAGAGGGGGAACUAAAGUCCACGGCCGAUACGAACGAGACGAACUCCAUUGAUCAUAGUCUAGGCCUUGACAGCUCUUCCGACGUCACAGCUAAGCCGCUCGAGGACGUUUCUCACUCGAAGGAUGGGAGAUACGAGGACCCGUCACCUCCAACUAGCCCCAAAAGCCCUGGAAGUCCCGGAUCAGAGACCACGAACAAGACAAAGGAAAGAAGAAAGCGCAAUUCCUUUCUGAAGAGAUUUACCGUGUUCGCUGGCGUUCCGGGACAAACGGCAGUCAGCUCUCAGCGAUCUAGUUUGCACUCGCUUACUGGUUUUGGAGACUUUCGGCGAUUUUCGUUGGCUAGUUCUGUCAGCUCUCAAGCUACUGAGAAGAGCGAUGCGACUUAUAAGUCGUCUGGUUCUCAUGGCAGGCUUUCAAAGUACAUCAGUUCAUUUAGCGGAGACACUGCAUUUCCUAAUCUCGACUUCUCGGAAACAGUAUCUGGCCCCAGUCAAUCCUUAAAAGAUGGUAAAACAGAGGACGAACAGGCGAUUUCCUUCCAAAAGAAGCUCAAGCACAUCCGCGAAAUCACUGGAACCCAAGUCGCUCUCCGCGCCGAAGAAGACCCCGACUCCCCACAACGACCCAACGACCCGAGAAUGUGGCACACGAAGAAUCUAAGAUGCGCCUCCUGCAUGGGAGCCUGCGCGGUUUGCAAUACUGCGUGCUGCAUGUACGAGGCUGGAUGUCGCGCGAAGAAAGAUCCAAGUUCGGGUGCUUUCAAAGCUGCUCAGGCUGAGAGGAUUGUUUUGAAUAUUGAGGCAUUGGGGUCGCAUGUUCGGGAUAACACGACCUUCAUUAUGUGUACCUUGGGAGGGGGUUGUGGGCGAUAUGUCUGCCCGGAGUGUUGUGGGAUUUGUAUCAAUGUGGCUUGUCGGGAUGUCCAAUGCAAGUCUCACGACCAGGUCGCCGCAGAGACCGAUUCGACUCAACCACCCAACGCCAACCGACAACAACUCGUCUCGACCGGCUGCGCAUCACCGACAACCAAGAUGCGUACCUACGACGAUUCUUUCAGCGGUCAGAAGAUCUACCCUGGAAAGGGUAAGCUGUUCGUCCGUGGCGACAGCAAGAUCUUCCGCUUCCAGAACGGAAAGUCCGAGUCCCUUUUCCUCCAGCGCAAGAACCCUCGCCGGUUAUCCUGGACUGUUCUCUACCGUCGCCAGCACAAGAAGGGUAUCUCUGAAGAAGUUGCUAAGAAGCGCACUCGCCGUGUCGUGAAGUCCCAGCGUGCCAUUGUCGGUGCCUCUCUCGAUGUGAUCAAGGAGCGCCGCAACCAGCGCCCCGAGGCCCGUGCCGCCGCCCGCCAGGAGGCCAUCAAGCAGGCUAAGGAGAAGAAGGCCGCUUCCGAGAGCGCUAAGAAGGCUGAGAAGGCCAAGUCCGCCGCCGGUGCCGCCAAGGGUGGUGCUAAGCAGGGUGGUAAGAAGCGUACUUAA
This is a messenger RNA of Aspergillus chevalieri, 1593 nucleotides long. It is a transcript of the gene RPL24, whose product is annotated as 60S ribosomal eL24 domain-containing protein. Gene Ontology annotation, molecular function: mRNA binding; structural constituent of ribosome. Gene Ontology annotation, cellular component: cytosolic large ribosomal subunit. NCBI's taxonomy places the organism in Eukaryota, Fungi, Ascomycota, Eurotiomycetes, Eurotiales, Aspergillaceae. The transcript is spliced from 8 exons. Gene Ontology annotation, biological process: cytoplasmic translation. The coding region runs from base 1 to 1593 and encodes 530 amino acids. The record is from RefSeq and is a predicted model, not a curated record.